GUUCGUCCCUCUCUUCCAGCACGCAAGCUUCUCCUCUACUUCUUCUGUUUUUCUUCUCACAGGCACCGUGCGCGAUCUCGCAUUCGUACGCAACGCGUUAUUUUGUUUGUGCGUAUUUAACUUACUAUUAUUUAACAUCCUCGCCUUUUUCGUCGUCGUCAUGUCCAGCCUCAUCGACUACAUUGUCCACUUCGACGGCUAUCCGCUGCAGGCCUACCUGCUGGACAACAUCGACUUCAUCGGCUACAUCGCCUCCUGCUACCUCGUCAUGGUCGGCAAGGGCGAUCGCAUUCUGCGCUGGUGGAACAAGAACAAAAACAGCAGCAAGGCGCCGCAGGCGGAUGGUGGGGCGUCGGCGCCGCUGCAGAACGGACAGGCGAAGGCGGCGGCGGCCGCGCUGAAGUCGUGCCACACCGCCGCCUUCUUCUACCACGCCGUGAUGUGCUUCGUGUGCGCUGCCCUCUCCUGCCUGCUCGUGCCCGCCAUGGCGCAGUCCAUCCUGCGGAACUCCUUCUUCGACACCAUGUGCAUCUGGGAUGACUACCGCACCCUGAAGGGCUACGUCGGCUUUGCCCUCGGCGGCGCGGUGAUGGUGAAAGUGGCGGAGCAGCUCGACACCUUCUUCCUGGUGCUGCGGGACUACAUCACAUCGUCGCCCGAGCAGGAGAAGCGGCAGCCGCGCCGCGUGACGCCGUCCCACUGGUGGUUCCAGGUGCUCGUCGCGCUCUACUUCUGGCACACCUACAGCAUCGGCACGAGCUGCUUCGCGAUGCUGGCGACGUGGUCGCUGAUCAUCUCUGCCGUGCGCAACUUGUUGUACAUGCAGCAGGACAGCGCGCAGGCGCGUUUGCAGACGGCGGCCGCGGCAAAGCUGGCUGGCACGGUGGCGGCGCUGGAUAUCGCGGAGUGCGUCGGCUGCAGUUUGCUCUCCCUCUAUGCGAGCUAUAUGAACUACACGAACGAGCGUGGCUGCAUGACGGUGCAGGCGAACGUACGCAUGGCGUUGGUGCUGUACGUGACGGAGGUGGUGCUGCGUGUGCGGGAGAUGCUCGCGGCAGUUGCGGAGCGUGACACGGGCAAGAAGAAGCAGUAA
This is a messenger RNA of Leptomonas pyrrhocoris, 1093 nucleotides long. Its product is annotated as putative mitochondrial fatty acid elongase. Gene Ontology annotation, biological process: very long-chain fatty acid biosynthetic process; fatty acid elongation, polyunsaturated fatty acid; fatty acid elongation, saturated fatty acid. Gene Ontology annotation, cellular component: endoplasmic reticulum membrane. The record is from RefSeq and is a predicted model, not a curated record. The transcript has a single exon. NCBI's taxonomy places the organism in Eukaryota, Euglenozoa, Kinetoplastea, Trypanosomatida, Trypanosomatidae. Bases 161 to 1093 code for a protein of 310 amino acids. Gene Ontology annotation, molecular function: fatty acid elongase activity.